CUUGAUACUGCCAUUGAUAUAUGUUCCCUCAGACCUCUUCGCAAUCUUCUAUUCUCCAGGCGAAGGUCCAGUGCCAUUCAUGUACUCCACAGAGGCAUUCCCUCUCUAUCCGUGAUAACGGCAUGUCCUUUGCUACUGCGACCACCUGGUUCUGGAACUUCAUUCUCUCAAUCACUUGGCCUUCGCUCGUCUUGGCCUUCAAACAACAAGGUGCCUUCAGCUGGUACGCAGCAUGGUGCUGUCUUCUCUGGGCACUCAUCUUGUUAUUCGUGCACGAGACAAAAGGCAAGACCCUGGAGGAGCUCGACCAAGUUUUCACUGUCCCCCUUGGCAUGCACGCUGCAUAUGGUCUGCGCCAGAUACCCUACGGUAUCAAGAUAUUCGUGUUGAGCACCGGGGGCGGCAAGAAUGCGAAGAGAAUGCGAGGGAGUGCCACAUCGUGCAGAAAGAACUUGAACGACUCUCGCACAACGACGCACGAUAUGGACUCCUUUUACAUCGUGUAUUCGUCCGAAUUUCUUGUCGAGAUUGUGCGAGGGCGGUUUCAGCUGGCGGUGCACGAUGUGGCACGCUCUCGCAUGUUCCCGCACUGUCCGGUUUUCACUGGGGUUGAUUCAUGGGUUAUUAACCCAGGAGAUGGCAGUUAA
Molecule: messenger RNA, 647 nt
Organism: Suillus fuscotomentosus
Lineage: Eukaryota; Fungi; Basidiomycota; Agaricomycetes; Boletales; Suillaceae
Exons: 2
Coding region: 21-647 (208 amino acids)
Biological process (GO): transmembrane transport
Cellular component (GO): membrane
Molecular function (GO): myo-inositol:proton symporter activity
Source: RefSeq, a predicted model, not a curated record